Messenger RNA from Salvia splendens (bonfire salvia), 1398 nucleotides. RefSeq lists its product as uncharacterized. The record is from RefSeq and is a predicted model, not a curated record. Bases 1 to 1398 code for a protein of 465 amino acids. NCBI's taxonomy places the organism in Eukaryota, Viridiplantae, Streptophyta, Magnoliopsida, Lamiales, Lamiaceae. The transcript has 3 exons.
AUGGCUGAUAAGCGAGCUAGAGGAGUUUGUUAUGGUUGUGAUGAGAAGUUUGAGAGGGGCCACCGUUGUGCUAGGAAACAACUCUACUUACUGGAAAUAGAUGAGGGGGUACAUGCUGUUGAAAUCGACUCUGAUCCAAUUAAUGAAGAAAUAGGUGAGGAAGAAAAUCUCAUGAUUUCAAUACAUGCUAUUAAUGGCUCUUCCUCAAGGGGCUUUAUAACUAUGAGAGUUACUGGGAGGAUUGGAAGGAGGGCACUUCAUAUCCUCAUUGACUCAGGGAGCACUCACAACUUCCUUGAUCUGCAAGUAGCCAAAAAGUUGGGCCUGUUACUCACUGGGGUGAAUCCAGUAUAUGUUGAUGUGGCUGAUGGAAACCGGUUGGAAUGUAAAUCUAUGUGUAAAGGAUUACAAUGGUCACUGCGGGGUACCACCUUUGUAACUGAUGUGCUUCUUUUGCCCUUGAGAAGUUGUGAUAUGGUUUUGGGCAUUCAAUGGCUAGAGACAUUAGGUGAUAUCCAAUGGAAUUUUAAAACCUUAACUAUGGAUUUCACCUUGAAUGGUAUGAGACAUUUGCUGAGAGGAGGCCACAAUGAGCAGAUUGUACAUGCUGUCUCAGAUAGGGAAAUGAGAAAAAUUCUUGGCCAUAAUGAGGGAAUCCAGUUAUGUUGUAUCCAACUAAAUGAUGAGGGCCACUCUGAGCUAUUUGCUGUGCAGGACAAUGGUGAGGAGAAACAACAAAUCCCUCAUCCUAUCCAACUAUUCUUGGAAGAGCAGACCUCUGCUUUUGCCGAACCAACCACCUUGCCCCCUAUGAGGUCCCACAAGCAUAAAAUCUCCCUUGUUCAUGAUGCCACUCCAGUCAAUUCAAGAUCUUAUAGGCAUUCUGCCUUACAGAAAAAUAUCAUUGAGAAACAAGAUAAGUACCCUAUUCCUCUCAUUGAUGAGCUUUUGAAAGAACUUAGAGGAGCUACUGUCUUUUCCAAAAUUGAUUUGAGGGCUGGCUACCAUCAAAUCAGAAUGGAGGUGCAAGACAUUCCUAAAACAGCAUUUAAAACUCAUGAUGGCCACUUUGAGUUUGCUGUAAGGCCCUUUGGCCUCACAAAUGCUCCUGCCACAUUUCAGAGUUUGAUGAAUGAUGUAUUUAGGCCUUUCUUAAGGAAGUUUGUGCUGAUAGAGUAUCUUGGCCAUAUAAUCUCUGAGAAGGGGGUCUCUACUGACCCUAAGAAGGUUCAAGCUAUGCAGACCUGGCCCACUCCUUCUGAUGUCUCCAAGCUGAGGGGGCUCCUUGGCCUCACUGGCUAUUACAUAAAAUUUAUGGCAUCAUUUGCAAACCUCUCACUGAUCUUCUUCGGAAAGAUGCUUUCCAUUGGGAUGCAGAAGCUGAUAAAGCCUUCCUAG